GCCUCCUUUGUUCUCGCUACGGCUCCCGCCACCGCGACGGCUAGCGGGCGCCUGCUCAUCGGCGGCCACUCCACCGUUUCUGUGCUUUGUCCUUUUAGGUACUCUACACAUGCAAAUGCAGUUAACCAUAAUUUAACAUCUUCAUGAAAGGACAUUACAUGAUCUGGAAACGGAUCCAGAUGGGACCGGACUCCUGAAGCAAGUCGUCUAUUUGGCUGGCUCCAAGGUGGAAUCUGGAUCUAGUGUUGAACCCGAAGCAUGUAGUAUCUGCCGGAUCUUGAAAUUCCCUGGGUCCUGAUGCAGUAAAUUUUCAGUCAUAGUGUUUUUGAGAAAUUGAUCCAGAUGUGCGCAUCCGUUAUCUGCUGUGAAGCUUGAGUCAGAGGAUACUCAUUUCCAGCUGAUAUCACUUCACGUGAGAGUUUUGUGGUAUUUUUUGUCAGUGACUAUGAUGGAGUGCAACAGAGAAGAGGCUUCCAGAGCCAGGGAAAUUGCUGUAAAGAAGUUGGAAAAUAAAGACUUCGUUGGUGCCCGAAAGAUUGCACUUAAAGCUCAGAUCCUAUUUCCAGAGCUUGAGAAUAUAUCUCAGCUGCUAUGUGUUUGCACUGUGCACUGUGCAGCAGAGGCAAGGGUGAAUGGAGAGACGGACUGGUAUGCAAUCCUUCAAGUGGAGGCAACGACAGAUCAUGCUAACAUAAGAAAGCAAUACCUCAGGCUUGCCUUUUCACUCCAUCCUGAUAAAAACUGUUUUCCUGGUGCUGACGCUGCUUUCAAGUUGGUUGCUGAAGCUCAUUCAAUAUUGUGUGAUCAAACAAAGCGAUCUCAUUAUGAUAUCAGAAGGCAGAAUGCUUCCAGAAAAGUGCCGAAGCAAGCUACACAGCAACAAAAGAAGAGUGGCACAAGUAAAUGCAAUGUACCUGGGUAUGUACUGACUUUUUGGACCAUAUGUGCUCAUUGUCAGAUGCGAUAUCAGUAUCACAACCAUGUCCUAAACAGUACGAUCCGCUGUCUGAACUGCAAAAAUAAUUUCUUUGCAUGCAAGUACAACUUACAAGAACAGUAUGUGCCGACUUCAUCGAGUGUUCCCACUAAUUCUCAAAUUCCAACGAAGACGUUUCCAAGUCAACAAGGCUGCCGUGUGAAGCUUUCGUCUGCACAGGAAACCACAGAUGUGAAUCCAAGGAUGAAUGUGGCCCAAUGUGACAGUUACAUCAAAGGGUAUAGCAGGCCAACCAUGGGUGAGAAAGCUAGUCGGUCAAGAACAAGCGGGCAAAGUCAAUUUUCAGCAAUGAAUCAAGAAGAACCUGCUGUACCGACUGCAAAUGAACAUAUGGGUGGAUGGUCAAUACCAGAUCCUCCUAAUCCGAACAUCAUUGGCAGACCAAAGUCAGGCACAGCAGAUGCAUCUGCAGCUUCAAAUGCUAUGAAUGUCCCUGGUCCUGCAAAGCUUUCAUCUACAGGUGUAAACACAUGUGCCAAAAUAAGGAUAAAUGUGGCAGAAUGCGAUAUAAUAGGGCAUGCCAACCCUAGUGGCGAGAAGGAAGCUAACCAGUUGGAUAUUACAAAGGGGAAAGUUAAAAUUCCAGCAAAGACUCGAAGUAAAUCUUCUGCCCAAACUGUAAACAUGAACACAGGUGUUCUUGACAGAAAGAAUUUGGGUAUAGAGGAUGUAUCUACAGUGCUAAAUGCUGCAGGAUCCCCCAUUCUCCAGAGAUCAGCUAGGAGGACGCAAGAUGCUGAUGGCAGCAGCAGCCUCAACUAUAAUAGCAAAAAGAAGCGAAGAAAGAAUAAUUUUCCAUCUAAUGCUGACUUGAAUGGGAAAGAAAUAUUUGAUGAUAAUGUCAUUAAUGUUGACAGGCAAUCGGUUCCAUCUGAUGUAUCUGGCAAAGUAGACAUCCAAGAGGAAGCUAAAACUCUAGAUAUAGGUGAUCAGGACAAUAUCAGUGCAGAAGUUACAGAUACUGUUGGUCAGAAUCAACCUUGCUAUUCUGUGAAGCUUUCUUUCCCUGAUGCAGAUUUUUUUGAUUUUGAGAAGUUGAGGGAUGCUAAUCUGUUUGCAAUUGGUCAGAUCUGGGCCCUUUAUGAUAACCUUGAUGGCAUGCCAAGAUAUUAUGCUAAAAUAAAACAUUUUGAUGCCUCCAACUUUAAAGUUCAUCUCACUUGGCUGGAGCGCAUUGCAAUGAAUGAAGCAGAGGAGAAAUGGUCUGAUGAAGAACUGCCCGUUGCUUGUGGAAGCUUUAGCUUAGGAACAACAGAUAUAUCGCAAGACAGACUCAUAUUUUCACAUAUUGUUUCAUGGACAAAAGGCAAACGGAGGAAAUAUGAAGUACAUCCCAGUAAGGGUGAGGUAUGGGCUCUUUAUAAGGGAUGGAACAUGCAGUGGGGAUCAGAUGCAGAUAAUCAUAGAUCCUAUGAAUAUGAAGUCGUGAAAGUCCUGUCAAAUUUCUCAGUUAGUGCUGGCGUUACUGUUGUCCCAUUAGUCAGGAUUGACGGCUUUGUCAGUUUAUUUGCGACAGUUAAGGAGAAAUCUGACAUUGUGGUGGCACCAAGUGAGCUACUUCGUUUUUCUCACAGUGUUCCGUUUUAUAGGACAAAUGGGACUGAGAAAGUUGGUGUCCCUGGAGGUUUUCUGGAACUUGACACUGCAUGUCUCCCUAUUGACCUGGAUGCAGCGUUUCCUUGUGUUCCUCUUGACUCCUGCAUGUCCCCUGGCAAGAAGGAGGGCAGCGCAUUCAUUGAUUUGAGCACUGACAGUGCAAGCAGUAGAGGAAAACAUGAAUAUAUUUCUUCUGAGCCAAACAAAUCCUUGCAGAGAAAUCUCAAUGCUCCUAAUGCUUUAGGUGACUUCUCUGAGCAAAAUAGUCCCUCCUUAGUUUAUACAUAUCCUGAUUCUGAAUUUUAUAACUUCGAAGAAUGCCGCUCAUGUCAGAACUUUGAACGUGGACAAAUAUGGGCUUUAUACAGUGAUGUUGACAACUUUCCUAAGUUUUAUGGCUGGGUAAGCAAAGUCGAGCUAGAACCUUUCAAAGUGUAUUUGACCUGGCUUGAAGUUUGUCCCCAAGUGGAGCAGGGGAAACAGUGGUUGGAGCAGGAUAUACCUGUCAGCUGUGGUAAAUUUGAAAUUCGAAACUGGAAAACCAUGUAUGAAACAAACGAUGCUUUCUCUCAUUUAGUAUACACCGGACAUGACCCAAAUCAGCAGAUUGAAAUUGUUCCACAAGUAGGUGAGAUUUGGGUCAUCUACAUGAACUGGACACCUGACUGGACUCCCUCGAGCACACGUGCUUGUGGAUUUGCCAUCGGUGAGAUCAUUGAGCGCACUGAAGCUAGCACAAAAGUUUCUCUUCUUACUCAAGUCAAUGGUUACACAUCGGUGUUCAAGCCUGGCAAGCGAAAGAGAGUUGUGGAGAUACCUACAAGGGACAAUCUGAAGUUCUCUCACCGGGUGCCCUCGUUCUGUCUGACGGAAGGAAAUGGUGUCAAGCUAAGUGGCUUCUAUGAGCUGGAUCCAGCCUCUGUUCCAGAUUUUUUCCUUUAUAAGGAUGCCCAAUGACAUGAGGAUGGAAAAGCUCAAACCCUGCCAAUAUAUUUUGAUUAGAAUCAUGUCUUAUUCAGCUAUCAGUUUUUCCACCUUGUUAGAGUUCUAUUGCAGUGCCCCUUCUUACUGGUGGUGGUAAAGUAUCAGGUAAACUAAUGCCUAUACAAGGGUUCUGCUGCUUAAGUUAGGAUUGCAAGUAAUUAUUCUACCCAA
Messenger RNA from Hordeum vulgare subsp. vulgare (domesticated barley), 3748 nucleotides. RefSeq lists its product as uncharacterized. The record is from RefSeq and is a predicted model, not a curated record. The transcript is spliced from 3 exons. NCBI's taxonomy places the organism in Eukaryota, Viridiplantae, Streptophyta, Magnoliopsida, Poales, Poaceae. The coding region runs from base 446 to 3550 and encodes 1034 amino acids.